CUCUCUAAAAAGGAGGAAGGAUUAUUUAGAGGAGUUUCCUGAAAAUGAAAGAAGUCAACUUUGAGACUCUUCUGCUACUUCUAAAGGCACCAUCUAAGGAGGCAGUUGUACGACUUUGUAAUGAGGCAUUCCUCACAAGAAAUGGAAUCGUUAAACCAGAUACUAUAAAAGAGGCAGCCAAUGGUCUACAGGUAGAACAGCAGGAAGCUAAACAGUUAAUUAGCUCAUUACAAGGAUUGGUGAAGAAUGCCUUGUUUCAUGGAUCGACAGAACCAGCAGUAAUUGUUAAAUUAUUCCCCAAUGACUUUCAUAAAAAUCUCAGGGAUCUGUUGGGGAAAAUUCUUAUAGAAAAUAUCCCAAACUGGAAAAAUAUAGCAGUCAAUAAUAUGGUGUCUCUACCCCGGCUUACUGAUUUUGACUGGCGAGUGGAUAUUAAGACAGCAUCUGAUUCAAUGGCAAGAAUGAAUGUGCCUACCUGCAUAUUACAAUUAAAGGUACAAGAGGCGAAAACAAACAUUGCUGAGAGGCCAAAUGAAAACAAUGUUAAUGUUGAACUGUCCAAAGAGACACUGGAGACUAUGCUAGAUGGACUUGGAAAAAUAAGGGAUCAGUUAUCGUCUGUGGCAAAGUGAUGAUAUUCCAUAAAGAUAUCAUUGUAUAUUUGGAGACAUGUCAUGCCUGAAAAUUUAUAGAAAAAUACAGUUUUAAAGGAGAAGCAAGGCUGUUUAAUGCUUUAAAUAUAGAAAUAUUUGACUUACCCUUUAUUAAUUUGUCUGUUGCUUAACCAUAUUACAAAGAUAUUCUAUUAUGAUUAUGGUCAUAUUUUAAGCGCAUUCUUGGGUGCUUUAUUAUGAUCGUUUUGGGGCUAAAAAAUUUAUUGAUGUAUA
Messenger RNA from Owenia fusiformis, 887 nucleotides. The record is from the annotation of a GenBank genome assembly. Lineage: Eukaryota; Metazoa; Annelida; Polychaeta; Sabellida; Oweniidae.